AUGCAUGUUAGUGAUAAAUUAAAUGAAAUUUUUUAUUGGGCUAAAGAAGAACUAUCAGAAAUAAUAAACGAUAUUGAACUAGAAAAAGGCGAAGAAAAAAUUGGUGAAAUAUAUAAAAAAAUAAAAAACACAAUAAAAGUUAUAAAUGAUAGUAAUAGUUUAGAAAAUAUACAUAAUAAUAUAGAGAGAAAAAUUGUUAAAAAUAAAAAUAUAAUAAAUUGGAAUGAUUUAAAUUUUUGUCUUUUUUAUUAUAUUAAUAUUUAUAAAAAAAUCUAUGAAAACUUAUAUAUAGAAGAAGAAGAUUUUUUUUGUAAAUUUGAUACUUACAAUUAUUUUGUUAAAAAAAAUUUUCAAAUUAAUUUAGUAUAUCAUCCAUUGAUAUAUUCUAUUGAUAGUUCAUAUUUUAAUUUUUUAUUUUCUUUCAUUUUUGAUGGUUAUAAAAAAGGAGAUAAAAAUUUAUGUAUUAAUUUAGGCAAAGCAUUAUGUUUGGAAAAAAACAAAGACAACGAAAUUGCAUACUCAAAUUCAGAGAAAACCAAACAACAUAAUGGAAAUAAUUUUAUAAUUGAUAAGAAUGGAAACGAACAAAAUUAUGAAGAAAAAAUAAAAGAACCCAAUGAUGAUAUAUUUGUAAAAGAAUGGAAUAUAAAAGAUAACAAUAUAAAAAAAAAUCAACAAAAAUAUUUUUCCAGAAACAAAAUUACAUAUAUACUUAAUGAUAAUGUAGAAUACAAACAAAAUUUUAUAAUAACAAAUGAAUCACAUUUUGAAUUAUCUGAAAUGUUUACAAAAAAUGGUGAUGUAUAUAAAUAUAUAGAAAAUGUAUCGGAUUCUUUAUAUAAUUUUGGCUAUAAAAAGGGAAUAUUUGAUGAAAAUAGAGAUACUUUUUCUAAUCCACAAAAUAAUAAUAACCUUUUUCAAUAUUUAAACGAUUCAGAAAAUGAAGAUGUGAAUAAUAUCAAUAAUAAUGGAAACAAUUUUUGUGAUAAAAAUAAAAGAAUCGAUAAUGAACAAGAAGAAUAUCAAAAAACAGACAUUGGCCAAGCAUAUAACUAUUCGAUAAAAAAUAAAACUUAUAUGGUUGAUAAAGAAUUGAAUAAAAAAAUAAAAAUAUAUAAUGGUGAUAUAGCAAAUGUAGAAAGUCAAGGUAUAAUACUUUAUGCAAAUAAUAAUUAUAAAUAUUCCAAAAGCAUAUGUGAAAAUUUAUAUUCUUCAAAUUUAAUGAAAUUAGAAGAAGAAGAAAAAUAUGAAAUACGAACAAAAAAAAGUGGUGAAGUUUAUUUAACAAAUAGUUAUGAUAAUAUACAUAAAUAUAUAUUACAUGUUAUGUUACCAAAAUAUAAUAGUAAAUUUAUUUUAGCAACACAUAAUACUAUGAAUUUAUGUGUCCAUGAAAUAUUAUAUGCAUGUUUCGAAAAAAAAAUACAAUCUAUAUCUAUACCAAUAGUAUGUUUUAGUUUAUUUUUUCCGAUAAAUAUAUUUUUAAUUACUUUAUUAAAAAGUUUACGUUCAUUAUUAUUAAUACCACAAUUUUAUAAUACAAUCAAAAAUAUUAUAUUUGUAACAAAUUCAAAUAAUAUUUAUUUUUUUUUGUUAAAAUAUAUAUCUAUAUUUUUCCCAAGAACAGAGCAAGAACGAUUUCUAUCUACAAACAUUGCCAUCAUUGGAAAUAAGAUUGGAUCCAUAGAUGUGCAAAAUAGAAAUAUCACAAUAUUUAAAAGUUUGCGAAAGGUGCGCAAAAAAAAGCGAAAAAAAAAAAUAGAAAAAAAAAACGAAUAUUAUAAUAAAGUUGAUAUAAAUCUAUCUGGAAAAAAUGAAAUAAAAAAAGAAGAGUACAUCUGGGAUAGUGAUGAAGAAUUGUCUUCUGAUUAUUCUAAUUCAUCUUGUUCAUCUACGUCUGAAAUAUUCAAAGAAGCAGAUACCGAAUUUUUGAACAUAAAAACUCAAAAUGAAAGUCACAAGAAUUUUUUAAAAUUAACACAAAUAAAUCGAAAUGAUGAAAAUAUAAAUUUAGAAUGUUAUUUAAGAUUAAGUUAUAAUUAUAAUAAAAAAGAAAAAUUUGAAGAAUUAAAAAAAAUGAAUUUUAUAUAUGAAUAUGGUAUAGAUGAAUUUGGCCGAAAUAUAAUAAUUAUAAAUUUUUGUAAUUUUCCAUUAAUAUAUAAUUAUAAUUUAUUAUAUUUUUAUUUAAUAUAUUAUUUUAAUACCUUUAUGAGAAAUCAAUUUAUACUUUUGUUUAUUUUUUCGGAAAGCAUUUUGUCAAAUAUCACAAACAUAUUAUCAUUGUUUAAGGAUAUAUUUCAAGUUAUUCAAGAAUUUCUAAAAAAUAUCAAAAUUAUUUAUUUUUUUAAUUAUUCAUUUAUGUUUAAGUUUUUUAUUUAUGUAUUAUAUCCGUUUAUUCCACCUGACAUAUACGAGAAUAUUGUUUAUCUUAAUGACGAUUUGGAGCUUUCAAAAUAUUUUGACGUUCGAAAAGUUUUGAAAAGGGAAUGA
This is a messenger RNA of Plasmodium berghei ANKA, 2490 nucleotides long. Its product is annotated as conserved Plasmodium protein, unknown function. Bases 1 to 2490 code for a protein of 829 amino acids. The transcript has 2 exons. The record is from RefSeq and is a predicted model, not a curated record. Lineage: Eukaryota; Apicomplexa; Aconoidasida; Haemosporida; Plasmodiidae.